AUGGCGGCGGCGCUCAAGAGCCUCUGGGGCAAGGUCGGCGGUGGAGCGGCAGCGUCGCAACAUCCGGACGGCUUUUCCAAAGCGCCUGCCAGCGACCAGCUCUUCCCCAAGACGAACCCGACCGUCGACGGAGAGGAGUGCCUGCGCGACUGCGAGACAUGCACCAUCAAGUAUCCGCGCAAAUGGAGCGUCGACGAGGACGACGACUUGUACGGCCACGUCAAGGGCUGGAGCACACACAUGGUGGUCGCGACGGGCAAGUCGGAUUGGGUCAGGGACGUAGCCGACGAGAAAGGCUCCAUCAUGGAGGCGGUGGAUAAAUGCGGCAUCAAGCCUUCGAAUGGCAAAAUGAUGCUCUCCGCCUCCGACAUGCCCGUCCCGAACGAGCACCACACCCAAGGCGCCGAAGCCGCCACCACCGUCCUCCUCCUCCCCUCCUUCACCAUCUUCGACAACGUCACGCCCUCGCUCGUCCCCGCCCUCAUCCAAAACUACGUCGACCUCUCCCCCACCAACACGACGCCCCUCAUCCACUCGGACCCACCGCAGCGCCCUCCCUCCAACCACUCCGCCGCUAGCUCGCACAAGUCGCACAAAUCCCACCACCAUCGCAACAACAACGACAACACCCACCCCGCGCCCGACCCUUCCGCGCUGAUACCCCGCGACUGCCCGCACGACUACCUCAUCAUGCUCUGCAGCCACAAGACGCGCGACGCCCGCUGCGGCCAGUCGGCGCCGCUGCUGCGCCGCGAGUUCGAGCGGCACCUGCGGCCCCUCGGCCUGUACCGCGACCUGCACGACGAGCGCCCCGGCGGCUGCGCCGUCUACUUCAUCAACCACGUCGGCGGCCACAAGUACGCCGCCAACGUCAUCAUAUACCGCCGCGUCGGCAGCGCCGGCGUGCUGGCCCCGCCCGUCGUCGAGCAGGAAAAGGCCAUGAACGGCGGCGGCGGCGGAGGAGGAGAGAGCAAUGGGCACGCGGGCGGCGAGGCCGUCGAGGAGGAGGAUGGAAACGGUGGAGAGGCGAGAGCGCCGAGCAAGCCGCCGAUCCGGGAGGCGGCGCAGUGCAUGUGGCUGGCGCGGGUGCGGCCCGAGGACUGCGAGAACAUCGUAAAGUAUACCAUAUUGCAGGGGAAACUCGUGAAACCGGAAAGGCAGUUGCGUGGAGGCUUCGAUAGAGGAAGGCAGUUGGUCAGUUGGUGA
This is a messenger RNA of Diplodia corticola, 1206 nucleotides long. RefSeq names its product sucrase ferredoxin domain-containing protein. The coding region runs from base 1 to 1206 and encodes 401 amino acids. NCBI's taxonomy places the organism in Eukaryota, Fungi, Ascomycota, Dothideomycetes, Botryosphaeriales, Botryosphaeriaceae. The record is from RefSeq and is a predicted model, not a curated record. The transcript has 3 exons.